ACCUUGCCCUCUCCGUUGCACAGAGCCAUGUGGAGGAAUGAGCCGCCCUCGUCUCUUCUCGGUGUCCCGGCUCUCGCAGAGCUCGUUAGCUUCGCUCGUGAGUGACGGGGUUGUCAGCGCCUCCUCGCUCUGCUCUGCUCUGCUCUCACUGCCGCCGGAGCAGAAGUUUCACUGAGGCCGCGCUUGAUAAACGUCUGUCCGCGGGAUGGGUGGAGCACAAAGUUCAAGCCAAACGCUCCCGAUUCAGGGCUUCGCUGAGCGCGUGACCACUGGAGGACGGUCACACCAUGGUUCGGAUCGAGACGAGAAGGUGGGACGCUGCUGUCCGGAAGACAUGAGCACCACCUUCCACCGUGCUCCGCCGCUGCCCUUAAAUGAGCUCCAUCCCCAUUCAUGCCUUUCUCAGGCAGAACGUUCACUUUCAUCCAUCACGCUCUGACGCUAUAUAUUCCAGGCUUUCAUACUCCAUAUUCACAGGUGACACUUCAGCGAGGAAGACAAAUAGUGCAAGUGUGUCGCCGACUCAGCAGCUGAUCUCUGUGGUCUGAGAAGGUCCCAGCCGCACAGGAGAUACUCUGACCCCUGGGAGCGUUUGACGCCCGAGCCGUCAUGGAACACUCUGAUUCCUACAAGCCUCUGAACGGACGCCAGAGGAAACUGGCGGCUGCCUAUUUCAGCAAUGACAGUCGAGGAGGAAGGGACAGAAGAAAGAGCCCUUUGGAUCCGGAGGAUGAGUUGAACCUCAUCCCAGAGUCCGACUCGGAGGGCGCCAUGCAUCGCCAGCCUGGAAUUCGUGGCGAGAUGGGGAAUGUCUUGCUCCUGCUCUUCCUCUAUGUCCUGCAGGGCAUCCCUCUGGGUCUGGCUGGGAGCAUCCCCCUGAUUCUGCAGAGCAAGAGCGUCACCUACAAGGACCAAGCCUUUUUCAGCUUUGUCUUCUGGCCUUUCAGUCUCAAGCUCUUCUGGGCGCCACUGGUGGAUGCCCUUUACUUCUCCAGAUUUGGUCGAAGGAAGUCAUGGCUGGUGCCUACACAGUACCUUUUGGGCCUUUUCAUGCUUUACCUGUCUGUCAGAGUUGAUGCACUGCUGCAGAGCGAAGGAGGUCCGAACGUGGUGGCUCUCACUGCAGUCUUCUUCAUGCUGGCGUUUCUGGCAGCCACUCAGGAUAUCGCUGUGGAUGGCUGGGCUCUGACCAUGUUGUCCAGAGAGAACGUGGGAUACGCCUCCACGUGCAACUCUGUGGGUCAGACAGCAGGAUACUUCCUGGGCAAUGUGCUCUUUCUGGCUCUGGAGUCCCCCGACUUCUGCAACAAGUACAUCAGAGUGGUGCCCAAGGAAAGUGGCAUCGUCACUCUGCCAGACUUCCUCUUCUUCUGGGGAGUGGUGUUCCUGGUGUCCACCACGUUGGUUGCCAUCUUGAAAAGGGAGAACCAGCCCGGUGGAGGGAGGAGGUCUGAGGAGGAGACGCAGGGCGUCAUGGAGACCUACCGGCUGCUCCUCUCCAUCACCAGGAUGCCUGCGGUCUUCACCUUCUGUGCCCUGCUCCUCACCGCCAAAGUGGGAUUCUCCGCAGCAGAUGCCGUCACAGGCCUGAAGCUGGUGGAGGCCGGCGUCCCCAAGGAGCAGCUGGCGCUACUGGCCGUGCCCAUGGUGCCGCUGCAGAUCCUCCUGCCCCUGGUCAUCAGCAAAUACACAGCCGGGCCCCGGCCGCUGGACGUCUUCUACAAGGCUUUCCCCUGCAGGUUGCUCAUCGGGCUGCUCUUCGCUCUGCUGGUGUGGUGGACCCCGAGCGUCAAACACGAGGGAGGAUUCCCGCUGUAUUACUUCGCCAUCGUCUUGCUGAGCUACGCCGUGCACCAGGUGGCGCUCUACAGCAUGUAUGUGGCCUGCAUGGCCUUCCACGCUAAAGUCAGCGACCCCCUGAUCGGUGGCACCUACAUGACGCUGCUGAACACGGUCACCAACCUGGGAGGGAACUGGCCCUCCACCGUGGCCCUGUGGAUGGUGGACCCUCUCACCUGGAAGGAGUGUCGCGGAGCUGCCGGCCAGCGCUGCGCCUCCGCAGAGGAGGCGGCGCUGUGUGUGAAGGAGGGCGGCGCCUGCGUGACCACGCUGGACGGCUACUACGUGGAGUCGGCCGUGUGCGUGCUGAUCGGCCUGCUGUGGUGGCUGUGGCUGGGCAAGAAGAUGAAGAGGCUGCAGGAGCAGAGGCCCAGCGCCUGGAAGUGCAGAGUGAGCCAGUGAGGAGCGGCUCCCAGGGACCUGCUGCUUCUGAUGCUCUCAGGUCGCAAUCAGAACCAGAACCGAAGGAUGACCAAGGGCCAGUUCUGCGACUCUCCACCUCCCCGAGCUCGUAAUAGCCAAGUCCGAGUCAAGAGCGUGUCCUCAGAGCAGAAGCAAGGGACGCAGGGCACCGUCAGCAACACUGGAGGGCCAGGUCCAACACGAAGUCAGCCGCCCUCAGCUGGACCCCUCUGAUCCUCCUGGUGACCUCAUCCUUGACACCUCAAUGCUAGUCCUCUUCUGCUGCCUUGUGCUUCUCCUGUCCAGCAUUCCUUCCGCCUGUUCCAAACCUCUGCAUCUGGUCUCCUUCCUCGCCUCUCCUCAUCGGAUUACAGGAGAAUACGCUUGAAGUUUGACCAGAGAAACAUGUGAAGGCUGAACUUCAGCUCUGCAGCAGUGACGUCUCCAUCAAAUGGAGUCUCACACACAGGUGACGUGUGGCUUCAACACUUGUUCUUUGCUCUUCAGUGCCUUUGAGAGCCGAAUCGUUCUCUCAGUUUGCUUCAUUUACGCUCCACUCUUGUCACCGUUUUGCCUGCGAGGAUGUCCUCACACGUCACUUACUUCCACACACUCUUGUCCUGUGUAACGUGUCACGAAACGCUGUCACUGUGUUUGUUUGUUUUAUCAAAGAACUUUUAGUCAGUUUGUUGGAUAAAUGUUGUGGUGCUUGAAUCAAAUCAUAUCAUUGUCACACCUGUUUUCUCAUCUGUUAUGUUUGUGUUUCGUUCAAACAAGCCGUGUGAAUCUACCAACAAAACCAGAUCAACCGUCAGACACGAAGCCUCGUAGAAACGAAGUCUUUUCCUCGACGUGUGUCAGAUGUGUUGUGACACACCUCACCACUGUAAUGACUGCCAAUAUAUCGAUGGUUCUCUCAGAAUAAAUUCACCUGUUACCGGAGGACCCUUUCUCACCUUGUGCUCCUUGUUUAGGGCCAUAGUCGCGUGAAACUCAGAAUGAGAAGAGAGGUGUGUGACGGACUCGAUAAUCGUAGUGAUGAUAGAUGAGGUAUCAUGGCGCAGCGCUGCAAGCUUGAUGGGGUGGCGCUCUGGGUUGGAAGAUGAUGUGAAAUUUCAUUGAAGUGGUUGCUCCAAUCCAAAGGUAAUUCUGUGAAAAUAAGGAGUUUCAUGAAGCCUCACAAGAUUUCCCAGGUCAGGGACGAUCUUCUGAGGCGUCAUGAAACACUGUCCUCGUUUUCUGAGCCCACUAGACGGCACGCUCUGCUCUAAAAAAAACAUCACUUUUAAGCAGAGCGCCACCUACUGAGCUCUGCGACACACGAAGCCUCAUCACCACAGACGUCAAAAUAAAAAGCUGAAACCCGUCCAGGGCACAGCAGCUCGCUGGCACAGGACUGGAAUCAGUCCAGGUCACGGCCCAACAACUUUUUCAUCUUUUAUUAUAAUUAUUAUUUUUACAGGAAUUUGAAAUAAUCCUGCUCAAGGAGCGAGUGCUGAUGGAAGAGUUGUCCAACUCCGGCAGAACAACUGGCUCCAGCCGUGGCUGUUUCUGAGC
Messenger RNA from Synchiropus splendidus (mandarinfish), 3798 nucleotides. It is a transcript of the gene slc33a1, whose product is annotated as solute carrier family 33 member 1. Gene Ontology annotation, molecular function: acetyl-CoA transmembrane transporter activity. NCBI's taxonomy places the organism in Eukaryota, Metazoa, Chordata, Actinopteri, Syngnathiformes, Callionymidae. The coding region runs from base 610 to 2241 and encodes 543 amino acids. The transcript has 9 exons. Gene Ontology annotation, cellular component: membrane. The record is from RefSeq and is a predicted model, not a curated record.